This is a messenger RNA of Heterobilharzia americana, 1014 nucleotides long. The record is from the annotation of a GenBank genome assembly. NCBI's taxonomy places the organism in Eukaryota, Metazoa, Platyhelminthes, Trematoda, Strigeidida, Schistosomatidae.
AUGUUUUUACCAUUAUAUUUAAUUGUUGUUAACUUAAUAUCUUCAAAGACUUUUGAGUUUAGUUCAAGCCUAUCAGUUUACAAUGGUGAGUCCUGGAUCAACACGAGGUCGAAGAUUGUAUAUCUCGGCCAACCUCUCAAGUUACGAUGUACAACGACUGCGUCUGAUAACAUAACAAUCAGCCGAAAGGAUUAUGACAGAAAUGUAACAACAGAACUAGUUACAAAAUUCGGUACUGAACUGAGGUGGGAAGUCAGUGAAACAGAGUUUUCGGAGUCUGGUGUUUAUGAGUGUGUUUCCAGAGGUCUGUUGGACGUAGUUACGGUGUAUAUAUACUCAAUUCUGGAUCAACGAAUAUUUGGUCAAUAUCGGUGUAUAUUCAGUUUCUCAAAAUCCGAACAUGCUGUAGCCACAGUUCAUUUGAAAGUACCGCCAAUUUUACGCUUGGUAUAUGAUCCUCCACCAAUUCCACCUUUGAAUUCUCCGGGUAAUUAUACAUGUCUAACAAAUGAUACGUGUAAAACACCAAUUUAUGAAGAUGAUUCAAAGGUCAAUUGGACAAAUGCUUGUGAAAUUCUUAUUGCUUAUCCAUUAGUUAAAUCUGGAAAUUUAAUGUGGGCAUGGACUCAACCUCAAUGGGCAGCAUAUAUAAUUCGUAGAGUUGAAGAAGUGGGUAAAGCAAAUGUAUUAUCUGAUUUUUCAGUAUUACUCAACAAUGAUGAUGAAAUGCAUAGUUAUGGACCAUGGCAAGUAUUAGAACGUAGACGACGUAGAUCAAAUGAUGUAGACAUUGACUUUGAAAAACCAGAUCUUGUUAAAUCUGGUCCAAUUCUAUUUUGGUGUUGGGCUAAAAAUGAUAUUGGAGAGACAACUACCUGGUGGCCUGGUCCUGUUGAAGACUAUGGUUAUUCAAUAUGGUCUUCUGUUUGGUGGCCAUUACUUGGUGUUACACUUGAAUUGGCAAGUUUAGCUGUUGUAUUCGCUUUUUUCGAUAUUGUCGUCGACAAAGAGUAA